CCAUUCUGUUUAAAUAGCGCUCGUAUUCCUGGGAUAAGUCAGAGAACUCAGUGGAAUAAAGAGGAAUACGAGGCGGACAGAGAAGAGCUCACACUUUAAGACCUGUCCAUGUCUCUCCAAUGAGCGGCGGCCAGAGUUGAAGGAUACAUUAAUCUGAACUCAUCUGACAGCACAGGACUUUUUUUUCUGAUCCUUUUCAGUUUUAUUUUUCCAUCGGAUUUUUUCCUCUUUUUUUUUCUUUCCAAGUUGAACUUUUAUUUUGAAGAUGAUGCUGUCGGGCAUCUUUUUGCUGUUGAUGCUUUGGAGUUGCGAAAGUGCACGACUUGCAGAGAGUCCCGAUGAUAACAGUGUCUACGACCUGUUCAGCCUGGCUCAAGUGAACAAGAGAAACCAUGGAGUCAGUUUUGUUAAAGGCUCAGAUCCAAACAGUCCUGCAUACAGAAUCAGUAACGCAGACCUGACCCCCCCCAUUCCCGACGGCCCCUUCAGGGACAUACUAGACGCCAUCCAGGCUGAGAGGGGGUUCCUUCUCCUGGUCAACCUGAAACACCAACACCGAAACUCCAGGGGCAGCAUUUUGACCGUGGAGAAAAAGGAUGGAUCCGGACCCAUUUUUGAGAUCAUUUCAAACGGCAAAGCCGACACCCUGGACGUGGUCUACUCCACCAUGAACAAGCAGCAGGUGGUGUCCAUUGAGGAAACCGGCCUUUCCAGUGGACAGUGGAAGAACAUCACGCUGUUCGUUCAGGACGACAAGGCUCAGCUUUAUGUGGGCUGCGAGGAGAUCAACUCUGAAGAGAUGGACGUGCCCAUCCAGAAGGUGCUGACUCAGGACGUGGCCGACAUCGCCAACCUCAGGAUCGGAAAAGCAGCGAUCGGUGACAAGUUUAAGGGAGUCCUCCAGAAUGUGCGCUUUGUGUUUGGGACGACUCUUGACGCUAUUCUACGAAAUAAGGGCUGCCACAGUGGAGCUAUGCUGACUGAUGUCAUGACCCUGGACAACCCAGUCAACGGCUCCAGUCCUGCCAUUAGAACAGACUUCACUGGCCACAAAUCCAAAGAUGUGCAGUCUGUCUGUGGUUUCUCUUGUGAGGAGAUCAGCAGCAUGUUCAAGGAGCUGAGGGGAAUCGGCCAGGUGGUCAAUAACAUCAUCAGCGACCUCCACAAAGUGACUUUGGACAGCGAAGAGAUGAAACAAGAAUUGAGGUCCAAACACCACAUUUGUGUCCACAACGGGAUGCACUACAAGGACAAGGAAGAGUGGACAGUUGACAGCUGCACUGAAUGUACCUGUGAGAAAUCUGCCACCGUGUGUCGGAAAAUCUCAUGCCCACUGAUCCCGUGUGCCAAUGCCACCGUGCCGGACGGAGAGUGCUGCCCUCGCUGUGGAACACCGAGUGACUACGCCGAGGACGGAUGGUCCCCAUGGUCUGAAUGGACCCAUUGUUCGGUGACUUGCGGUCGUGGCAUCCAGCAGCGUGGACGCUCCUGCGACCGUAUCAACAGCAACUGUGACGGCACCUCUGUCCAGACCCGUGACUGCUACCCCCAAGAAUGUGACAAACGCUUCAAACAGGAUGGAGGAUGGAGUCACUGGUCACCCUGGUCUUCAUGCUCUGUGACCUGCGGGGAGGGGGUCAUCACCCGGAUUCGCCUCUGCAAUUCUCCCACUCCUCAAAUGGGCGGAAGAGACUGCGAGGGAGAAGGACGUCAGACCGAAAUCUGUCAGAAAGCGUCAUGUCCCAUCAAUGGAGGUUGGGGACCUUGGUCACCCUGGGACUCCUGCACUGUCACCUGUGGUGGAGGAAUCCAAUCCCGCAAACGUAUCUGCUCUGAUCCAGUUCCUCAGUAUGGUGGAAAGGAUUGCGUUGGUGAUGCUACUAUGUCUCAAGUGUGCAACAAACAGGACUGUCCUAUCGAUGGUUGUCUGUCCAACCCAUGCUUCUCUGGCUCAAGGUGCACCAGCUCCCCCGAUGGCUCUUUUAGGUGCGGCAAGUGUCCCGUCGGCUACCGAGGGAAUGGCGUCAUCUGCAAAGACAUUGACGAGUGUAAAGAGGUUCCGGAUGCUUGCCAUUCCCAUAAUGGAAUUCAUCGCUGUGAGAAUACGGAGCCCGGCUACAACUGUCUACCGUGUCCUGCACGAUUCUCUGGGCCUCAGCCAUUUGGAAGGGGAGUCGAACAGGCCACUGCUAAGAAACAGAUUUGCAAACCCCGCAAUCCCUGCCAGGAUGGUAGCCACGACUGCAACAAAAAUGCAAACUGCAUCUACCUGGGCGUCUUCUCCGAGUCCAUGUUUCGCUGCGAGUGCAAGCCGGGAUACGCCGGCAACGGUCGCAUUUGCGGAGAAGACAGUGACCUGGACGGAUGGCCCAACAGAGACCUGCUGUGCGUGGAGAAUGCCACCUACCACUGCAAGAAGGACAACUGCCCCAACCUUCCCAACUCUGGUCAGGAAGAUCAUGACAAAGAUGGCGUGGGUGAUGAAUGUGACCAUGAUGAUGACAAUGAUGGGAUCCCCGAUGACAGGGACAACUGUCCAAGGGAGUACAACCCUGCCCAGUACGACGCCGAUAGGGACGAGGUCGGCGACCGAUGUGACAACUGUGUGUUCGAGGCUAACACUGACCAAAUUGACACUGACAACAACGGAGAGGGCGACGCCUGUGCUGUUGACAUCGAUGGUGAUGGUAUUCUGAACGAGAACGACAACUGCCCCUACGUUUACAACGCUGAUCAGAGAGACACCGACAGAGACGGUGUUGGAGACCACUGUGACAACUGUCCUCUGGAGCACAACCCCGAUCAGAUUGAUUCUGACUCAGACCUUGUGGGAGACAAGUGCGACAACAACCAGGACAUUGAUGAGGACGGUCACCAGAACAAUUUGGACAACUGUCCCUACAUCCCCAACGCCAACCAGGCGGACCAUGACAAGGAUGGCAAAGGUGACGCCUGUGACCAUGACGACGACAAUGACGGCAUACCAGAUGAGAAAGACAACUGUCGACUGGCCUUCAACCCUGAUCAGCUGGACUCUGAUGGUGAUGGUCGUGGCGAUGUGUGCAAAGAUGAUUUCGACCAGGAUAAUGUUCUGGACAUCUAUGACGUGUGUCCAGAGAACUUUGCCAUUAGUGAAACCGACUUCCGCAGAUUCCAGAUGGUUCCUCUGGAUCCCAAGGGUACUUCCCAGAUUGAUCCCAACUGGGUGGUCCGUCACCAGGGCAAAGAGUUGGUGCAGACCGUCAACUGCGAUCCUGGCAUUGCUGUUGGUUAUGAUGAGUUCAGUGCAGUCGAUUUCAGCGGAACGUUCUUCAUCAACACGGACAGAGAUGAUGACUACGCUGGGUUCGUGUUCGGCUACCAGUCCAGCUCACGCUUCUACACAGUCAUGUGGAAACAGAUCACGCAGACUUACUGGUCAACCACACCUACAAAAGCCCAGGGCUACUCUGGCCUGUCAAUCAAAGUGGUCAACUCAACCACUGGUCCCGGUGAACAUCUGAGGAACGCCCUGUGGCACACUGGAGACACCGCAGGACAGGUGCGCACACUGUGGCACGACCCUAAGAACAUUGGCUGGAAGGACUUUACUGCCUACAGGUGGCACCUGACCCACAGACCCAAGACUGGACUCAUUAGAGUGGUCAUGUAUGAGGGGAAAAGAAUCAUGGCCGAUUCUGGAAACAUCUUUGACAAAACCUACGCUGGAGGGCGACUAGGAUUGUAUGUCUUCUCUCAGGAGAUGGUUUACUUCUCAGACCUCAAAUAUGAAUGCAGAGAUGCUUAAGUGGACUGCAUACCAUUCGGGAAGAAUGUAACUGACUUUGAGUAUGACUAUACGGUAUAAUAGGAGACCUGGACCAAGACUUUGACUUUUGCCUUAAACUAAUGCACAUUGGAGGAAUGAUGAGCUCGUGAGCUAACUCGAGGUAACAAACCACCUCAGGACCUAUGCACAAAACUGACAAUGUGAGCACAUCUCUGCUCAGAAGACAUGGUCCCGCUCACUUUGUUGCUCUGAUCUGCUUUGAAAGACGACCACACCUUACUUGCUUUGCACACCCCAACUCUUGGUUGGUUGUAUUCCCGUGUGGAUGAGGACCAAAGAGUGUUUGUGUGUUUUUUUCCCCCCUUGUUGUGCGUUAUUUUACAUCUGCUGUGGACUCGGAGUUUGUCAGAAUUAAGAAAGAAAGUGGGAGAACUUUCUGAGGUCGGGAUGAAUGUGACUCUUGAAGGAACUGAUGAGGGACCGUGGACAGUACGAGUGUAGAAGUGUAGAUAUACAGUGUAUGGUAUGGUGUGUUGUUUUUGCCUGUGUUUUUUUUAUCCCAAACCAAGCCAAAUUUGUUUAGUUUCCCCUACAUAAAUGUGUCUAAAGUUCUUACCCGAGACUGAGAACCGAUCCAAAAAUGUAAUCUUCUCAGGAAAAAGCACUAGAACAAAUUGAGAAGAACUCAAAAUCCAGGAAAGCAUGGGGUCCCAAAGCAAGCACAAUGCACAGUUUUGGAAUUUAUUUUGUUAAAAAAAAUAUGGAAUGUGUUUUUUUUCUUUUUACUUAAUACUGGAAAUGACAAAAGGGACGCAAAGUGCGAGGGCCAGUACUUUUCCUGUGGUGAGAAAAAUAGGGCGUAAAAAACUUUUUUUAUUCUUGCUAAUCCUUUUAGCUUAAAUCUGCAACCAUUAAGUUGUGUAACAUUGAAGCAAGCAGUAAAAAUACAAGUAUCACUAUUUUUUAAACAGCGCUUUCGUUUAAACUCGCGUCUAAACAGUGUGUAUGAUCAGCGUGUUUGAGAUUGUGUGUACAAUUCCGACAAGGGAAAUAUCAAAGGAAACCCUUAAUGUACAAAUAUUACCUCAUUAAGUGUUUUUGUAUUGAGGCCGUGAGCAAUACGCAAGAAUCACUUUGCUAACAACGGAGUAUAAAUUGGUUGGCUUCUUUUUGUUUGUUUUUAUAACAAGACUCCAGUAUCAUUUAAGUGCUGUAUAUAAGGUAUUUUUGUAGCAAAAGAAGCCCAAACAGGAGCGUAAAGGAUUUAGGAAAUGUUGUCUUGACUUUGAUGUGCUUUGUGUAUUUCUUGUGCUUUUUUUGAUAAGUUAUUAUGUCUGUUUUAUGUCUGUUGAGUUCAUUUCAUUUGUGUAGAUAUGCUAUUUAAGUAAUUUAUCUAGAAGGGGAGCCUGGGAUGGAAGCAUUUUUGUAUGUAUAAAUUUAUUUGCACACUGACAUGAGGAUGUCCUUACUUUGUUUUUCUCUUUUGUAUGUCUUUUUUUUUUAAUAAAUAGUGAAGCAUUUCUAUAAACUUUGUGUUAUAGUUUCUACCUAAAGUGCUGUUUAUACUCUUACCUGUUAUUUUGUAAUGUCAAAAAACAAUAAAAUAAUGGAAAAGAAAAAAAAAA
Molecule: messenger RNA, 5394 nt
Organism: Cynoglossus semilaevis (tongue sole)
Lineage: Eukaryota; Metazoa; Chordata; Actinopteri; Pleuronectiformes; Cynoglossidae
Product: thrombospondin-1-like
Exons: 22
Coding region: 266-3787 (1173 amino acids)
Biological process (GO): negative regulation of angiogenesis; cell adhesion
Cellular component (GO): extracellular region
Molecular function (GO): calcium ion binding; protein binding
Source: RefSeq, a predicted model, not a curated record